CUUUUUAUUUAUAGCAUUUUAAUUUAUUUAUAAGUGUAUGUGUAGUUUUCAAAGUAUCAGGCAUCAUAACUUCUAUGAUAGUUUCUUUGCAAGAAGCUGACUAAUCAUAUUUAGAAAUAACAUAAUGAUACCAUCAUGCUGAAAAGGAACAUAGAAUUCAUUUAGUAUUAUAACUUCAUUUUACAAACAAGAAAACUGGGCUUCAGAUAGGUCAAGAAAUUUGUCCACAAUGGCCCAGCAUAUUCAUGAUGGAAGUAGGAGUAAAAUGCAUUUAUUUUAUUUUUAGUUCAAUGCUCUUUCAGGCUGAUUACAUUUCCUAGUGUGGAUUAGAAAUGCUCGAUAAAUCAGUGAUUUCUUUAUAACCCCCCUCUCCUUCCUGAUCUCUCUUCUGGGAGGAAAAUAAAAAGGUGAUCUUGCUCCAUGGAAGUAUUUGGAGAGUGCUAAUGACGUUAGAUCAUAUCCAAAUUUAUGACAUUUGAUCCUUAUUUUUAUGGAUUAUUCAACUACAGUCAUGUGUUACUCAUUUUUUUAUCUUUUAUUCCAUGUAUAUUUUUAAAAUGUUUCAAUCAUGCUUUGAUAUGGUUUAUCUUAUAAUAUACCAAACCUCUGGCCUGGAAUAUUAUAACAUUAUUGAUUGAAUAGAGACUUUGUUAGUGAUCCAGAUACAGGAAAGUCUCCUAAAUAAGUUAUAUUAAAAUAUAGGGAUUCAAUUUAUCUGUAACAAGAAUAACUGUUCCUGCAGUUUAAGUCUAAGUCUUCUAAGUAAAACAAUUUUUAAGGUUAUUCAUUUUCAGCUAUUCAUAAAUUCUCUUUUAUACUUGCUGUUCUUUCCUUUUACUUUUAUAAAUUCAAAUUUCUUCAUAUAGUGUACAAACAUUAGGAUCCCAGACAAUUCUAGGGGCUUAUUACGAAAAAGAAUAUAUAUGUGUGGAUGUGGAUGUGUGUGUUUCCAUCUCUUUUUUUUUUUGGUGUCCCUUCUUAGUUGGAAAACUACAUUUGGGUACAGACAUCUGGGUUACAAUGUCACUGAUAGAAUUCAGCAAUUUUUGUUUUUCUAAGUUUUGGAGCUCUGGCCAGUUUCACAUAGGCUUCUAUCUGUUGAAAUGAUAUCAUCAGCUUCAGCCAAGUGUAGGUUAUUAGGUUACAAGUGCUAAAAAUGAUGAGUCGUCCUACACUUCAUCCAGCAUGAAUAAAAGCAAGUUUGUAAAAUAAUUAUAAUCUCCUGAAGCAGAGCCAGCCAUGCAACCUGAGCCCAUCUUUCUUAAUUAAUUUGUAUACAGUUCUUGUUUAACAGAACAAACUUUCAGAGGGUACUCACAUGGGACUGCUGAACCAGCUGUACAACUUUUAUUUUGAAGAAGAAAAGUUGAGCCUCAGAACAGGCUGUUUUAAAGACAGGGAGGGACUUAUCCUUUCAGAGCUUGACCAGCAUGUGGAAGGAGAGCUCCCAUGGCUGCAAUAACUUAGGGAGUUCCUACCUGGGUGACACUUGGGGCAGGAAGUUUUCUGUUUGUUUUGUUCUGUUCCGGAGUGUCCCGCGCACUUCUCUUGCCUGGAUCAACGUGACUCUUGGUGGUUUUUGCACACCCUGCUCUGUGGGGGAGUGCCCCAACGUGCCUGUCUUAUGUGGCCUCUAUGGACACACUGCUCAGCUGGCAGAGAGCAGGGAAGUUUUCUCCCAGCACCCAAAAAAAGAAAGAGGAAACUACUUUUUCUUUCUGGGCUCCUUGCAGCACAAUAGAUCAGAAAAAGCUUCCACAUUCCCUCCCUGGAUUUUCUAGAGUGGUUUCCAGGAAGAAGUUAAAUUUUCACCUUUAAAUGGAUGACCAUGUCACAAUCAGGAGGAAACAUCUCCAAAAACCCAUCUUUAGACUAAGAUGCUUAGUGAAGCAGCUGGAAAGAGGUGACGUUAACGUUGUUGACUUAAAGAAGAACAUUGAAUAUGCAGCAUCUGUGCUGGAAGCGGUUUAUAUCGAUGAAACAAGAAGACUGCUGGAUACGGAUGAUGAGCUCUGUGACAUUCAGUCCGAUGCAGUCCCAUCGGAAGUUCGAGACUGGUUGGCUUCUACCUUUACACGGAAAAUGGGGAUGACAAAAAAGAAACCCGAGGAAAAACCAAAAUUUCGGAGCAUUGUACAUGCUGUUCAAGCUGGAAUUUUUGUAGAAAGGAUGUACAGAAAAUCCUUUCACCUGGUUGGUCUGGUAUAUCCAGCAGCUGUCAUAGGAACAUUAAAGGAUAUCGAUAAAUGGUCUUUUGAUGUAUUUGCCCUAAAUGAAGCAAGUGGAGAACAUAGUCUAAAGUUUAUGAUUUAUGAACUGUUUACCAGAUAUGAUCUUAUCAACCGUUUCAAGAUUCCUGUUUCUUGCCUAAUUGCCUUUGCAGAAGCUUUAGAAGUUGGUUACAGCAAGUACAAAAAUCCAUAUCACAAUUUGAUUCAUGCAGCUGAUGUCACUCAAACUGUGCAUUACAUAAUGCUUCAUACAGGUAUCAUGCACUGGCUCAAUGAACUGGAAAUUUUAGCAAUGGUAUUUGCUGCUGCCAUUCAUGAUUACGAGCAUACAGGGACCACGAACAACUUUCAUAUUCAGACAAGGUCAGAUGUUGCCAUUUUGUAUAACGAUCGCUCUGUCCUUGAGAAUCACCAUGUGAGUGCAGCUUAUCGACUUAUGCAGGAAGAAGAAAUGAAUAUCUUGGUAAAUUUAUCCAAAGAUGACUGGAGGGAUCUUCGGAACCUAGUGAUUGAAAUGGUUUUAUCUACAGACAUGUCAGGUCACUUCCAGCAAAUUAAAAAUAUAAGAAACAGUUUGCAGCAGCCUGAAGGGAUUGACAGAGCCAAAACCAUGUCCCUGAUUCUCCACGCGGCAGAUAUCAGCCACCCGGCCAAAACCUGGAAGCUGCACUAUCGGUGGACCAUGGCCCUGAUGGAGGAGUUUUUCUUACAGGGGGAUAAAGAAGCUGAAUUAGGGCUUCCAUUUUCCCCACUUUGUGAUCGGAAGUCAACCAUGGUGGCCCAGUCACAAAUAGGUUUCAUUGAUUUCAUAGUAGAGCCAACAUUUUCUCUUCUGACAGACUCAACAGAGAAAAUAGUUAUUCCUCUUAUAGAGGAAGCUUCAAAAGCCGAAACUUCCCCCUAUGUGCCAAGCAGCUCAACCACCAUUGUGGGGUUACAUGCUGCUGAUGUGCUAAGACGAUCAACUGCAAAAGGCCCCCUGAGUGAUGGGCCCUUUUUCCCAGAUUACUCCCUUGCAGCAGUGGACCUGAAGAGCUUCAAAAACAACCUGGUGGACAUCAUUCAGCAGAACAAAGAGAGGUGGAAAGAGUUGGCUUCACAAGGUGAAACUGAUCUUCAUAAGAACUCAGAAGACUUAGUAAAUGCUGAAGAAAAACAUGCUGAUACACACCCAUAGGUCUGAAACACCUUAAUGGCUUCUGUCAUUUUAAACAUGAAAGGAUAAUGAAAGCAGCACGAAAACAUCCUAAAUCCUCAACUUUCCACAAAGCUAUAUCUCCUUUUUCAACGUACAGUUGGAUCGGACCAUUUUUAUGGACGUCUACAUAAGGAAUUAAGAAGAACACAAAUUUUGAGCUAGUCGCCCUGGCCAAAUAAAUACACUCAAGUUGCUAACAGAGUUUUAGGCCAGUGCUUCUGCUACUGUUUUUCCUCUACAAUUUGGCCUUCUUCAGUCAACCCAGAGAAAUUUUUAAGACAAAAGUCAGACAGCUUUAAAAUUUUCUCACUUUGAGCCAGUUGUAGUGGCUGUGCAAUACAUGUGCAGAAGAUGAAGCCUUUUUAAAUUUAAUUCCUUGCACUGUCUUACACAGAGUGCUCUCAUAACACAUUGUUCAAGGUCUUAAACAAAAGGAAAGCAAAACCAAAAUUAUGGAAAAUAUAUUUUUUGCAGUGCUGGGAAAUAGGCUGUAUAGAUUGUCCUUAUUUUAAAUGCAUGAGAACAGGAUGAGAGGUGGGACUCAUCAGAAGCUGUAGUUGAAGUCCUGGGGCAGCAACUGAGCAUCAUAGCCCAGCGCAAUGAUCUGAUGAACACCUCGUUGUAACUCUCAUACUGAGAAAUGGCAAUGAAGCCUUUCCUUGAAGACAGUGAACCAGCUUGUAUCCAUCCAUCCCAUGGUUUUAAUACACUAAUGCAUCACUUCCAUGGGCAUGGUCAUGACGCCAGUCAUAUGAUAUCUACAGUCCAUGAAAACAAGAAAACGAGAUUGUCAACCAUUGGUAGAGACAGACACUAGAAUGGAAAAUGGAAUUUGCCUUCUGGGUUGGUUAUCCCAUCAAGAUGUAACAAAAUACAAAAAUGUCUAUGAAAAUGGAAACCCACACUUUUCUGUACAGAUAACAUUAUUUGAUGCAACUUUUAAAUUUUGCUGCCCAGAAACAAACUGCAACCCUCAGAGGCUCUGCUUCCUUGUCAUGUUUUGCCUGAGCAUGUGCAAAGCCUUUCUUUUGCUCCAAACUGAACUAUCUUUCUUUGUUUGUUAUUAGCUGACAAGAAAGGUCAAGCACAAUUAGAUGUUGUAACUUUUCACUGUACAAACAUUUCAAUGAUGGUGAGCUUCAGUGAAUUUGUCUUUGUGAAAGGCAGAAAUUGGAUGGAAAGAAUCAAGAGUAGCCAUCAAUUAAAUGACAUGAAGGAGGAUUCAUCCAUCCUAACGAGUUUGCUGUUGCACCUGCUUCCUUCUGGAUUUCACAAUGCUAAGCAAUAUUUUAGAAAUGGAUACAAUCAGAAGCUGUUAAGCCUAAGUAGUGAGAUUUUAUAACUCACAACUUAGAUCUCUUUUAAUGUGUAAGCCAUAUUCUAUAUGCAUAUUUAGUAUGCAUCAUUGUAAUUUAAGAUAUAUUUGUGUGUAGACUCUGUAUAAAAUGCUUUUAAAUGUUCUGUGAAUAAGAUCCUUAGCUUUUGUUUUACCUGAAUCUUGUGCAGAACACAGCUAAAUAAUUGUAGCAUAGACAUUACAAUGCAAUUGGUAUUUUAAAUGUAAGCAGUAAAGAUUGAUCUAUAAUAAUGUGCUAGGGGAAAACAUUUAUAGAUAUGUACAUCAUGGUGACUUUUGGUUCUUUAAAAAUGGACUCUUCGUUUCUAUUUAUGGAGAAACUGUAACUACUGCUUUUAGUGGCUUUUUAAAAUGAGGUAUUUACCACCUAUUAAUAGAAAAUAUUCUGCACUUAAAAUAGAAUCUGACUGUCUGGGAAGUCUAAUUACUGUUGUUCCUAUUUGAGCCAAUUGUCUUUCAGUAAAGCUAUAGAAUCUCUCAAGGGAGAAGUAAAUGGAGACACUGCUUCUCAAAUGUCAUAGGAAACAUAGCCACUUUAUUCCUGUUAAUACUUUAAGAUCUAUACACUCUUGUUAUUUAAAAAAUAGCAUACAAAGAAUUCAUAAAUUUCUGUAUAUGGGCUUUAACCUAAUUUUCCAGGUUAUGUGACUUAUUAAAGCACUGUGACCAAACUUCCAGAGGGAGUGGAGAAGACGCUUUGCUUCUUCAGAAGAGCUGUCAGGCUGCUUAGUGUACUUACUAUUUUCCUAAUCUCUCUUCUUCCCUCUUUCUCUCUAUCCCCUACACUUCCUACUUCCCUCCUUUUUUCUUUCAGUCUUGCAUAUUUCUUCCUUUCCUGCCCCCUCCCUCUCUCUCUAAGACAGCUUACGUCUUAGUUAGCACUAAUUAGUAAGAAGUCAGAAUGGAGAUUAUCUGCACCCGUGUCUUCUGCAAACACCAAUGUUGAGCCCAUUCUGAAGAGAGGGAUUGAUGAGUUAGGCUCCUGCACUUUAAAUGCCCCGCUUUGCAUUUUUAUCCUCAACUACCCAACAUAUAUAUCUUGCAAGUUCAUAUGCCUUUUCAUUUAACCAGAACCUCUUUUAUUUAAUUUUUAACAUGACACCUACAAUUCUUGUGUUUCUAGUAUGCUGUAAUUCUCUGUAUUUCCUAUUAUAUAUGAUUGCUAAAUAAAUCUAUUUGAGG
Microcebus murinus (gray mouse lemur) is the source of this 5968-nucleotide messenger RNA. It is a transcript of the gene PDE1A, whose product is annotated as phosphodiesterase 1A. Lineage: Eukaryota; Metazoa; Chordata; Mammalia; Primates; Cheirogaleidae. The record is from RefSeq and is a predicted model, not a curated record. Gene Ontology annotation, biological process: signal transduction. Gene Ontology annotation, molecular function: 3',5'-cyclic-nucleotide phosphodiesterase activity.